Messenger RNA from Erigeron canadensis, 2641 nucleotides. RefSeq names its product ubiquitin carboxyl-terminal hydrolase 25. The transcript has 9 exons. Bases 288 to 2291 code for a protein of 667 amino acids. Gene Ontology annotation, molecular function: cysteine-type endopeptidase activity; cysteine-type deubiquitinase activity. The record is from RefSeq and is a predicted model, not a curated record. Gene Ontology annotation, cellular component: cytosol; nucleus. Gene Ontology annotation, biological process: protein deubiquitination. NCBI's taxonomy places the organism in Eukaryota, Viridiplantae, Streptophyta, Magnoliopsida, Asterales, Asteraceae.
GGGAGAGUCGCCCAACUGACUCACACACAAUACAAACACUCAUUUCACCGCACUAUCAAACACACACAAACCUCAACACCACCACCACACCGCCACCGUAUUCGUUAAUUACAUAUAUACAUACAACCUAUACAUGCAAAAAAAAUACAUGAACAAAAACUGGAAAUAAGUGAUGCGAUCCACCACGGCAAGGUGGCGGUGCAGAUUAUCAUUCAAUGUUUCCGGUGAAAAAUCAAAAGCUAGAGAGGUCUCAUUCCUCGCUUGUGCUGCUUUUAUUAUUAUAAUUAAUGGCUGCUGCUAAUGGCUUUCAUCAACAUCAAUUGCAAAUGAGCUGGCAGAAACUAUUAAAAAAACGUAAAUCAGGUCCUCCGUUAGGGUUCAGAAAUCUCGGUAAUACUUGUUACUUAAACUCCGUUCUUCAGUGCUUAACAUAUACUCCGCCGCUCGCUAAUUUCUGCCUUCAAUCUCAACAUUCCGAUUUUUGUGAAUCUGUUGCGCAGCAGGAUAAGAAGAGUGACUGUCCCUUUUGCUUACUAGAGAAGAGAAUAGCUCGUUCUUUGAGCAUAGACUCAACACUAGACACACCUACUAAGAUCAUAGGUGGAUUGAAGAUUUUUGCAGAGAAUUUUUGUUUUGGAAGGCAAGAGGAUGCACACGAGUUUCUGCGAUAUGUCAUUGACGCUUGUCAUACUACAUGUCUUCGCUUGAAGAAGUUGCAGCAGCAACGGAGGAAGUUUGUCAGUAAUGGAGGUGGUCAUGGCUUUGGUAGCAGUACUGUGGUUAAGGAGAUAUUUGGAGGUGCUUUGCAGAGCCAGGUGAAGUGUCUUUCUUGUGGACAUGAGUCUAAUAAGGUUGAUGAGAUAAUGGAUAUUAGCAUUGAUGUAUUAAAUAGUAGUUCUCUCAAGGAAGCUUUUCAGAAAUUUUUUCAAUCAGAAGUUCUGGAUGGUAAUAACAAAUACAAAUGUGAUAGUUGUAAAAAGUUGGUACGAGCUAAAAAGCAAAUGUCUAUUCUUCAGGCACCUAACAUCCUUGUAGUUCAGCUAAAGAGAUUUGAGGGGAUAUUUGGAGGGAAGAUCGACAAAAUAGUUACUUUUGAGGAAGUGUUAGUUCUUUCAAACUUUAUGAGCAAAACAAGCCAGGAUCCUCAUCCAGAGUAUAAACUUUUUGCCACCAUUGUGCAUUCUGGCUUUUCGCCAGAUUCUGGACACUAUUAUGCUUACAUCAAGGACACAAUUGGCCGUUGGUAUUGCUGCAAUGAUUCUUAUGUUUCCAUCUCAACCUUACAAGAGGUUUUCUCUGAGAAAGUCUAUAUCCUUUUCUUCUCUCGCACCAAACAGAGGCCUGCUCUACCUAAUAAAAGUUUAGAUACUAAUGGAACAAAGCCACAUGAUUGUAACGGAAAUCAUGCCUCCAAAGCUCCUAAAUCUGAUACUAUUGUGAAAUCUUCGGACUCAGAGUCACCGAAGGCUGACUCUGCGACAACUUUAGAGGUUAGCAAAGUGUUAAUUGGUCCUCGAAGGAAGCCAGUCAGUUUUGGAAAUUUUGGAGUCAAGAAGUUCCCCAAAAUCAUUGUUAAAAAUAAAGAAAACAAUGAUGGUAAUGGCGAUUCAAAAGCCUCACAAUCUAAGAAGACAAGUGAUACGAAGAUUCCAUUAGUAGAAGACAAGAAUGGAUCCAGUCAAAAUAAAUCUGUUGCAAAUGGUAACGCUGAGAGCCAAAGGAUCGGAGAUGAGUUUGUUGCAAACGGGUGUAAGACCAAUGGUAUAAGAAAUGGCAAAGAAUCGAUUCCAUUGGUGGAGGACAAGAAUGGAUUUUGUCAAAAUACACCUGUUGCAAAUGGAAACGCUGAGAUCGAAAGGAACGGAGAUGAGUUUGUUGCAAAUGGGUGUAAGAGCAAUGGUGUAAGAAACGGACCAUUGACUGGUAAAAUGCCUAAUGGCAUUUCUCAAAAUCUUCCUGAUAGGUCAGAUUCCAAGGGAAAACAUGACAAGCAGAACUCUUGUGAUUUGGUCGCCGAGGAUCAUCAGCUAGAAGCAAAACGCAACGAACUAAAAGAACUUCUUGGUAAAGAAGCUUCUUCUUUCCUGCAUGAGUGUGGCUUUAUGGAAAAGGUUGAGAGCUCUAUGCGUGACAUGAAGCGCAGUGCUCGAGAUGAAGGCAAUGAUACAUUACAGAGGAAUGAACUCAAGAGGAAAAUGAUAGCCGAUGCCAAGGCUACAUUCAUCUCACAAAUUCCCGAGGUUUUGAAAGCAGAUCUUGUCAAACGCAUCAGAGCUCAUAUUGAUCUAUAAAAGAAGGGCUGCAUGUGUGUAUUUGAUUUCAGAUUCCGAACUUAUAGGAGCUUUAGAUGGGACGUCACCAUAUCAUCUGUAUGUAUUUUAACGAGGCAUAUAGUAGUGGCGUGGCAACUAAAGAUGGUGAUGUCUCUGUAAUGGUAAAGUUCAUUAUCCUUUUAGAUUGUGAGGAAGUUGUUAAACUGAUUUUUGGAGGGGGGGUUGCUGAGAAGGUAUGUUUUUGAGUGAGGCCGGUGUAGCAGUGAGUUUAUUAGAACAGGAUAUGAGAUACAUAUAUACAUAUUCUUUCUGUAAAGUAACCUUUUUGACACAUAUUUAGUAUUAGAGAUGCAAUGCAGUUAUAACAA